This is a messenger RNA of Gryllus bimaculatus (two-spotted cricket), 11892 nucleotides long. The record is from the annotation of a GenBank genome assembly. Lineage: Eukaryota; Metazoa; Arthropoda; Insecta; Orthoptera; Gryllidae.
ACUGGCAGGUGUGUGGGUGUGUGCGUGCGUGUGUGUAGGUUCUGUAUUGUGGUAUGUGGUGACUGGGUCUCGCGGGCUAUGAAGCUGCGAUAAUUAAAUGGAGAUCUGUGAUUUUGUGUUUACGAAAUGAAGAAGUUCACCUUCAAGGGUGUGUUGGAUGGAUUUCGGUCUUCGGUCGCGCAACCGGCCAGAGUUGAUCAAGAGAUAGUCGAAACUCUGCGGCCGGAUAACUUCCAAGUUGCAAAGACUUUCCGGCAUGGCUUCCCGUUCCAGCCGACGGCGCUGGCCUUCGACCCCAUCCAGCACCUGCUGGCCGUCGGCACCAAGUCCGGCUCGCUCCGAAUACUGGGGCGGCCGGGCGUGGACGCGCACGUGCGCCACGAGAGCGAGGCGGCCGUGCUGCAGAUGCAGUUCCUGCUGAACGAGGGCGCGCUGCUCACCGCCACCGCCGACGACUCCAUCCACCUGUGGAACUUCCGCCAGAAGAGGCCCGAGGUGGUGCACUCGCUCAAGUUCCAGCGCGAGCGGAUCACCUACAUGCACCUGCCGCUGCAGAGCAAGUGGCUGUACGUGGGCACGGAGCGAGGCAACAUCCACGUCGUCAACAUUGAGUCCUUCGUGCUGUCGGGAUAUGUCAUCAACUGGAACAAGGCCAUCGAAGUGUGCCGAAAAACACAUCCCGGUCCUGUAGUACACCUUAGCGACAGCCCCUUGGACGCCAGUAAGCUGCUGAUCGGCUUCGAGUCGGGGCAGGUGGUGCUGUGGGACCUGCGCACCAAGCAGGCCGAGUUGCGCUUCCAGUCGGCCGAGCCCCUCAAGUCCGUGAGCUGGCACCACGAAGGCAAGCAGUUCAUGUGCUCGCACACGGACGGCUCGCUCACCACGUGGCCCGUGCGCCAGCAGCCGCGCCCCGUCAACGUGUCGCACCCCCACGCCAAAGCCAAUAAGGAUGGAAAGCCAGAAUCCUGUAAACCCAUCCAGAAAGUGGAAUGGAAAUCAUCAAAAACAGGGGAAGCAUAUGUCAUUUUCUCUGGAGGUCUUACUUAUGACAAAGCUGGCCGUACUCCUAGUAUAACAGUAAUUCAUGGCAAGACAACCACGGUUCUAGAGAUGGAACAUAAUGUAGUGGAUUUCAUUACCCUUUGUGAAAGUCCUUGGACGAGUGACUUUCAAGAUCCAUAUGCAAUUGUUGUGCUUCUUCACAAUGACUUGGUCGUGAUAGAUCUAAUGAGUCCUGGCUACCCAUGCUUUGAGAACCCUUACCCAAUGGAUCUUCACGAGUCACCUGUUACAUGCUGUACCUACUUGGCUGACUGCCCUUCUGAUCUCAUCCCAGCAUUCUAUUCUGUGGGCUCCCGGGUUCAGAAGCGAACUGGUUUCAGUGAGAGAGAAUGGCCUCUGAGUGGUGGAGAGUGGAGUCCUACAUCAUGCAGCUACAAUGAGAUCAUUCUCACUGGGCAUGCUGAUGGCAGCAUAAAAUUCUGGGAUGCUUCUGCUGGUACCCUGCAAGUACUGUACAAAUUGAAGACUGCCAAAGUAUUUGAAAAACCUCGAGCUCGCAGUGUUGAUGGUUCUGAUGAAGAUCCUUUUGCUAUACAGUUGAUUUCAUUUUGCCCAGAAAGCCGCAAAUUGUGUGUGGCAGGUGCUAGUAGCCAUGUGAUUGUCUUCAAAUUUCGUAAGCAAGAGUCUGUUUCAGAAACAUAUGUAUUGGAAAUCCCCAUCAUUUAUGAACCUACUGAAGAGGAAGACUGCUCUCCAGACUAUGAGUAUCCUCCCAGACCUUCUCUGGCAGCAUCAUCUAAGAAUGAUUCUCUUGAAGGAGAGAGCAAAAAAUCUUCUCUUGAAUAUACUUGUGCACUUAGAGUGCGUGCAGGGCAGUUCAAGAAGCCACCAGGAUUUCAGGCACAUCUUGUGUGCCUAACCCCAUAUAUCAAUGGCGACCCACCUGGGCAGAUCACUGCUCUCAGUAUCAACUCCUCAUAUGGCCUAAUGGCAUAUGGGAAUGAAUGUGGAAUUGUACUAGUGGACAUAGUCCAGAAGGUGUGUCUUAUGAAUGUGGGAACACCUGAUCUUUAUGGAAAUGCAGAUCCUUAUCAGCGUGUACCACGGUCUCCUAAGAGGAACCAAAGUGACAACAAUCGUGAUAAUGAGGAUCGCUGCAGAUCUCCAAGCACGGAUCAGCUGGCGUCCCUCAAGACUGUGGAACCCUCUGGUGGUUCUCCUGUAGAAGCUGCUGUCAUCUCUGUCACCUGCCCUAGCCCUCUCAGUCAGGCAGCUCCUGACGAGAACAUGGACCUUGACAUCGAAGUUCAGAGCCCAGUAGGUAGCACCUCAUGUGCUACUCCACAGGCCCUCACGCCUGAUAUUGACCAAGCAGAAGAAGCUAUGCCGUCACUCCCUCCCUCAUCUCCAUGUCCUCCUCCUGAAACUAAACAGGAUAUUUCCCCUGGAGAAGUUGUAACUGAUUUACCUGGAAAAUCUGUCUCACAUCGCCGCCGAAGUAGUGCUUGGAAAGGGUUUAGUCUGAAGAAACAGUUGAGUCGCGUUGAUCAGAAGUUGAAGCAUUUUAUUGUGGUUCAUCUUCUGCAGACUUAAGCAAUACUCCUUCUUUGCAAUCCCCAGCUGAACCCCCAACAUCAGUGGAUAGUUUAGUGGAUGCAGCUAGGGAAAUAGACACACCAAAUAGUGAAGAUUGUGAUAGAAUUCUUAGUGUAAUAGAAAAUCAAGAUAAGGGAGAAUUCAAAGACACUGAGGAUCAGCAGAAAGAAGUAUUUGCACAGAUGACAGUUAAAUCGCCUGAUGCAGAUGCAAAAUUGAAAAGUGAAAACCCAAGUGGACAGUCCGAUGACAGGGAAGAUUUAUCUUCAGAAUCUGGAGCUACACAGUUAGAGGGGCUAGAUGAAGAUACAAUUCAGACUCGUGUUCCAGUAACAGAGGAUAGAGUGGUUCAGAGGGUCAGCAGGCCAGUGGAUCUCCCCCUUUUUGAUACAGAUGGGAAGCCAGUGCGCCCACCUCGCAAGGAAAGUAAAAAGAAGCCUUUGGACAAACGAGACUCUCGCUUGCUGUCUGUCCCUAACAUCAAGUACCACAAACCUGACCACUUGUUGCGAGACUUGAGGUCCAAAGAAGACACAGGGUCAAACCAACCAUCUCUCAGCAACCUGAUUCGCCGCCUGAAUAAGUUAGACAGUUCGUUCUCAAGGUCCAGGAGUUCCAGCAUGUCUAGUUUGGAAAACAUCAGUUCAGAAGCAAUACAGUGCCUCGCAUUUGCUGACUCUUACACUAAAAAAUCAGAUCCCAUUACUUUCCCUACUCUUUGGGUGGGUACCAGCCUUGGGUCUGUCCUUACUAUCAUGAUUAGUGUGCCUCCUGCAGGAGAAGCUCGGCACACUCAACCUGUUGUAGUUUCACCCUGUGGUACUAUUUUCCGAUUAAAAGGUGUUAUCCUUACAAUGUCAUUCUUGGAUUGUAAUGGAGCUCUUAUCCCGUAUUCAUUUGAGGCAUGGAGAGAUGAAAACAAAGAAGGAAAAGAGCGGAUAAAAACUCCCACAAAAUCAUCAAACAAUCGUAUGUCCCCUACCUUGAGCUCUCAGCAGGAACAACAGUGUGGGGAUCGUCAGUUUGUUGUAUUAACUUCAGAGAAGCAAGCUCGUGUUGUGGCCUUACCUUCACACAAUUGUGUGUACCGUCAGCAGUUAGCUGAUACAGACUUUGUUGUCAAGGCUGAGAUUAUAUCUCUCAAAGACAGCGUGUGUUUAGUAUGUUACAUCUCCAGUGGACAUGUAACUGCAUACAGCUUGCCUAGCCUCCGACCACUUAUUGAUGUGGACUUUCUUCCACUUGCUGACCUGAGGAUAGCAAGAACAUUUUGCUUCAGUAACCGAGGUCAUGGUUUAUACCUUUGUUCUCCAAGUGAAGUACAGAAGUUUACAGUAUCAUCAGAGUUUUGUGUCAGUUUGACAGAAAUGGUUGGAGAGCUGUUUUUGCCACAUGAUAUGCCAGAGCCACCCAAAGAGAGUUUUUUCAAAGGACUUUUUGGAGGAGGAUCUCGAUCGUUGGACCGGGAAGAGCUAUUUGGUGAAGCAAGUGGCCGCGCAUCGCGAACUGUGGCUAAGCAUAUUCCUGGCCCAUCGGCAAAUAUGGAAGAUAUGGGGCGACGUGUGACAUCAGUGACUUCAGAAAUUGGUCGUGCUCAUCAGAUGAUGGUAGAACGUGGUGAGAAAUUAGGUCAACUUGAAGAUCGCACACAACGCAUGAUGUCUGAAGCUGAAACCUUCUCUACUACAGCACAUAGCUUGAUGCUCAAGUACAAGGACAAGAAGUGGUAUCAGCUGUGAGGAGACUCUGCAGCACAGACUCCCUGUAUAAUGGUACCUACUGUGACCUGUUGCUGCAAGUAGCUCAGGAGAUGCCUCUAUACUAUAGGUAGGAACUCCAUCCUUCCUCCUUUUGGCCUCUCUGAGGCCGGUGUCAUGGGAAUGCCCUAAUGCCAUCUGGAGAGAGAACUUAAGCUUUACAAAAUGUUGGUGACAAAAUGAACAUUUUGUGUUCAUAUUUCAAAUAACCACUUGACCAGCUGCUGCAGCAUACAACUAUAUGCAACUAUUCUGAGCUUACAUUAUUUGUCAUUUUACAAAAUUAAUGCAGGAAUGAAAUACUUUUCUAUAAAUUAACACAUAAUGUAGUUUUCACACAGGUACUCUCACCUCAUGGGAAGUAUCCAUCAAAUGAUAUCAUAUCAAUACCUGGAAUGAUUGAGAAAUGUUUAAUGCCAAAUUCUUGGACAUUAGUUGUGAGUGUAAUCAUUCAGUGCUGAUUGUUGGAUUUGUGGAGUUGUCUGUGAAACUUAAUUCAUUCACUGCAGCCGCACACUUCAUUAUACCAGUGGCUUCUAGUUUUCGCUUUGUGAGCAAAGGACUUUCAAGGACGAUAAAGAUUGUAUAUAAAUUUGUAAUGUAAGUUUUCUUAUUGCUGCAGUAACCACAGUAGUAAUGGACACAUAGCACAUGACAAAGGCUUCAUGGGCUGAAAUAAGAACAUAAAAUGUCCAUCAGUUACUACCUCAAAUUACACCUCUCCUGCAUCAUAUGAUACAAAUUUGCCUUGUGUUGGUAGCAAUGACUACAUUAGAAAUAUUGCAAAAUGGGAAUGAUGGUAUCUUCCCAACACAUUUAAAAAUAAAAGUUACAUUUUUAGCAUGAAUUGUAGCAAAUUGAUGCUCAGUUAUUUAUGCAUAGAGACUUUAGAAUAAACAUUUCACGCACUGAGCUCUUGAGGUAUAUAAAGAUAUUUAUCCUCAACUUGAAGGUCAGAAUUGGUAAUAGACAACCAUGAUGGUGUAGAUAUAACUUGCUUUAUAGCAUUGUAUUUCUCAUAACCAAAUUUUACAAAAUAUUUGUGGUACAAACAGAAGUGUUAUGUUGCAUUCUUAUCCUUGCCAUGAAAGUAGAUUAUACACACCAUAAGAAGGAAAUUAAUGGAGAGAAAUAUCAUACAGUGUAUAAGUUUUGUUGUAUGAUUUGUUGUGUAAUGAAACAGAGUGAAAUUAGGUGAGCUAGUCUGAUUAGAUGUAUAAUAUAUAUUGAGCAUCAUUUCCCUCGAGGCCCUCCUGAUACAAUUUCCAGAAAGAAUCAAAUGUUUAGUAUCAUUUGUAUCAAUGGUGUUCAUUGUUAUAAUUAUUCUUAAAUUGAAACAUGUGUAAAUUACAGUUUUGAACACUGGAGACAUGUAUGAACUGGGAACAUUUGCAGUACAUACUACUUGAUAAAGAAUUGUAACAAAAGGAGAAUUAUCUCCCAAUUACUUUCAUUUUUAACUGCCACUCAUGUUACAGUGUGUUGCAUCCCGCAGGCGGGCUGCUAUUGUCAUCCCUUUUCCUAUUUCAUGAAAUACAUUGUACAUAGCUGUACAUUGUGUGUUAUUAGUCUGUGAGUUGCAUUUAUAUGUCCUAAACCAAACUUGUAUGCAGAGAAGAUCGGUGUCUCAUCCACUAUUGUUGUCUUAACUCUGUCAUCACAGUGAUACCCCAGUGGCUGUAUCUGGAACUGAUGAAGAAACAAUCUUCACUUUCUGUUUAAUCCUCCAUUUCUUUAUCACUGAUGAAAGUAAGUAAUGUAUAUAUAUAUAUUCUAUUCUUCUGUGUUGAACGUAAUACAUUGGUAUGCAAUAAGUAUUUAUGGAUUCAAAUUACAUUGAUCUAUGCAAAUACCCAGUUGUUAAAAAUUAAUGAAGUAAUAGUAGCACUAGACAAAAAUGGAUUAAUUAGAAAAAAGAUGUAUAUAACUCUUAUGUAGUAAACCUGCGAUAUUAAGAAUUUGUAUCAGAUAUUCUCCAGAGGUUUUAUGUUUCCUCAAUCUCUUAAAAAAAAAAAGUCUGGAAACAUGGAGGAAAAGAAAAACUUUCCUUCACGAAACAGUGAACCUUACAGGAUCAGGGCUGAGGGAGAGAAAGAUUUGUUUACCAUAUAAGUUUUUGUUUGUUUGUUUCGGUAUUUCCUUUUUUUUGAGAGAGCAAAAGAUUACUAGGUAAGAUGUAGCAUGAUGCAAGCCUAUAUACAUUUUGAAAUGCAUCAGGGCAUCUCAUGUCCUUCAGGUAGUGAUGAUGUCAUUACACCUUGCUCAUCAAUCUUAGAUACUCUCUGUUUUACUAUGAGCUGUGCAAAACAAUGCAAUUGCCAUUUUUUCAUGAGCAUAAUUUUAAAAUAUUUGUUCAUGAAUUUCUCAAUCAAUUAUUUUUCUUCCUACAAAAAGAUUAUGUGAAGAUUAUAGUGAAAGAUUUGCAAGCUAUCAUGUAGAAGCAGUCCUUUCCUUGUACUUAAAAUUGAAAUUAAUUUAGUUGUUAAUAGAUACAAAUCAUCUUUGUUUCUGCUCAUACAACCAGAACAGAACAUUUUGAAUUGAUACUGGUCAACUGAAUUUUAUUUUUAUAUAAAUCAGAAAUAAUUUAUGCAAUGUACUUACUGAACAGCUCAUGUUUGUCAUAGAAAAUUUCAUGCUUUCUGGGAUAGUCAUCUCAUGUUAAGAUUGCCUUUAUUUUAUACUGACCAUGUAUCACAGACACAAUAAUUAUUUAUGUUCAUGUAAGAAUAAUAUAUUUGAUGUAAUUUAAGAAUUUUGAAGGAAAAUUGCUAUAAACAGUUUUUGUUCAAAAACUGUUUAAAUAUAUGUACAUAAUACAAUAUAGUGAUAAGUGCUGUAUAGAUUUAUAUAUUUAGAUUACCAGUUACAACACGCUGUACUUGAAAUUAAGAUGAAAACAUGUGAUAUUCUAUUCUGCCCAUCUUAAUUGUUGUUAUGGACCUGAUCUUUGUUGGUAAUGAUAUAUACUAUAUUCUUCGUUUAAUGUUGUUGGAAUCUACCCUCUGUAUAUGCCCAAUUUAUUUCUCAAGUCCUUUUUGCACUGUUGAAGUGAUUAUUUGAAGUAUAAAUAGAAAAAAAAAUUGAUACGGUGAAUGUCAUAUGACAAUUGUAAAUAUAGACAUAUAGAAUUUGUUGAAAGAGAUCCUUUGCCAAGAAUGGUAUCCAUGUGUUUGUUGGUCUCAAGUAUUUCACAUUGAGAAAUGUUUGAAAAUGUUGGUUGUACUUGUUUCAUAAACAGAAUUUAAGUGCAGUGUUCUAUGAUGUCACCAAUUGAAUUGUUUUGUUGCAUCAUUCAUGUCAACAGUGAAGCUUCUCAGAAAAAUGCUGCAUUUCAGUUAUAUAAAGUAGCUGUUGAUCUCUUAAUUUAUCCUACCAAUUGUUAACACACAUUGAAUUAUACGUGAACAUCUAUACAUAUACAUAUAUAUAAAAAUGUAGUGAUAGCAACUUGUUUAAAAAUGUUCAUAAACCAUCUAAAAUAUGUGUGUUUAUGGUAUUGGAAGACAAUAAGAGUUUAAAAUUUUGUAUGUGUUGGUACUGCAAAUGUUGAAUACUAAGAUUAUGUCACUGAAAAACUUCUGUAACUAGUUCAUUGCAUAUUAAUAUAAAUUCAAUGCAUUUACAUCUUUAAUUAUUUACCUUUCAUUAAAGACAUUCACUCAAAUUAAAGUUAAUAAAGUAUAUGCUUGAAUCAUUACACUCAUUCACUCAGUUGACUUCUGACCUAUUAUUUAUUUUCCUCGUAGCUUAAUAUUUCUAUGACAGCUUGUCAAAGCAUUUUGUAUAAUUUUUCUCGUUUUUAUUGUGAAAAAUUAUUGUUUUAUAAGACAUAAAUAUUAAUGGCUCCUAAAAAAAAUUAAAAUAUUACUAAGUCUAUAUUUACACUUUUGGUUCUUCUAAAUGAAUAUUCAUAGAAAAAUCAUUUCAUAUUCUUGGUAUCAACCUGUGAAGUGUAUAAAUUAUAAUUAACUCUACAUUUUGCUUUUGUGAACCUUGUUGAAUGCUGUUCCUUUAUUCACCAUUCAAAUAUCAGUCUUACAAAAAAGUGUUUGUCAACAUUUUUGUUUGGUUUGUUCGUUGCUGUUUUUUUUUAUUUAAUUCUUAAAUUAUAAAUAAUUUACUAAGGCUUUUAGGCCAGAAUGGUUUAUAAUGCAAUUAUCUAGUUACAAGAAAGCAUACAUACUGCAGUGAAUUAUAUGAUUGAUUAGAAUAACAUACAUCUUCAAAAAUGCCUGUGUGGUUGUGUAGACAAGUACCUUAAUAGACAAAGUCGAUGUCAUCUUCAAUAUGACAGAAGGUGUUGUUAUAUCACAUGUUGAAUAAGAGAGAGUGAAAGGAAGAGUUUCAUGUGAUUGGACUUUGCUGAAUACUGUGUUUUAAUAUUGAAGAUUUCAAUUGCCUACUAUUUUCAUUAAGUAUUUGCCAUUAUAUGUUAUCUUAAUACUUAUGGCUCUAAAAAGUGUGUUGGUGCUGUUGGGUUACCUCACAGUAUAUACUGUUGCGCACAUUUCAAUGUAGAUUUCAAACUUCAAGAUGCUCUCGUGCACCUCUUCAGGAUACUCUUUUCAUAAUUUCUGCUGUUUAACUUCAAUAUUCCUUUUAAUGCAAUGAUAAAUGCUAAUCAAAAUAUUUUAAACAUCUACUUCAAAAGCAUAGUGUAAAUCUAUGUAUAAGAGUUGUUUACUAACUUUACUCCCUAUUUUAGUGGCCGUUUGUGCUAUCUUUCCCUCUCAUUCUCUCUUUUGGGUUUCAGAGACAAAGAGAUGUAUUUUAGGAAAUACUAACACUUUUACAGAAUGAGAAUGAAGACGGUGUUAAAUACAUUUUUUUAAAUUGUAUUUUAUAAAUGCUCAUUACUUCUAAGUCAGAUACCGUUAUUAUAUAUUCUAGUCAGACUAAGUGUCAAGAAUUAAAUUCCUUUCGUGUUUAUGGUUAACCCUCAUUAGUUAUGAACUGCCCUCUUCUGUUCAAGUUUCUCUUUUCAUCAUGCUUUCUUAACAAACAGAUGUGAAACAAUAAAUAAGAUUUCCUUUUGAUAGUUCUGUGAAUUACUGAGUUUUCUUUGUAAUAAUCCUUUUAUUGAUAUGAGAGUUUGCAUGUUGGUGGAUUGGGUUCAAUGUUUUCAGGUUCUGUUGUUCAAAAAUGAAGUUCAUCACUGACAUAUGGGCACCAUAUGUUAAAAAAGUCUUUCUUUCUGUUCAGCCAUUAUCUUUAGGCAGAAAACCUGAUCCUAUGUUAAAAAUUUUGCACCCAGAAUGAUGGUCUAUUACAUUAUAAUACAUUAUUUUCACAGUUUUUUACUUCAGUACUUAUACUUUGUGAAUUUACUUAAAUGCAUGCAUUGUCUUCCUCAUACUUGACAUGCCAAACAUAUGUAUACAUUGAAUAUAUUGAAAAUUAGCUCUAGAUUAUUUUCAUCUGAAAGUCUAUUUUCACCCUAUUCCAUCUCUGAUGGCAGAGCUAAGAGGUAUUAUGAAGCUGGUUGACCCUCUGUUGCUGCAAUGUACUCCCAUCUGUUGGGCUUGUGUGUUCUUUGACACAGGUGAAUUUUUAAAAAUAAAGAUUAUGAAGGAAUGUUGUGUGUGUAGAUGUUCAUGACAUUAUGAUAUGACAAUAAUUUCAAAUUUCUUAGUGUACUAUGCUGGCUUUUGAAAUAGCCUUUAAGGCAUCAAUUUCUUUCCUCCUUGCAUAAUUUUUAAAAAUGUAAGGGAAUCAGAACUGGCUAAUAACUUAAUUUUCAUCCAUCAUUUAGAACUUGUGAAAAAUACAAGUUUUUAUACAGUGUAUUUUUAAAAUUAUUAUUAAAUGAAAAACUACUGAACAUUUUUGAACAAUAGUUUGGACCUGCCUUUGUAGCUUAUCUGUGAUUGGCACUGGAGAGUUUCAGUUACAAAGUUGAUGACUGAAGCACAGAAAUAAGUUUUUUGUGAAACUAGUUUGAUGUUCCAUGGAUGUUAGAGAUAGCACAAGCCCAUGUCUAGGGAGAUUUGGGUUUCAGAAUGAUAUAACUGGUUAUAAAAUGACAAUGGUAUUUUGCUGAUGAAUAUAGUGUGAAAAUAUUUGAAAUGCCUAUAUAUUUUAAUGUACAUUUUAAUUGUUUCUCUGCUUUGCUUGUUUAAUGUAGUGAACUGAUGGCAUAAUAUCAUGCAUUAGAAUUAUUAAAUGUACCGUUGUCAGAAUUUCAACCUAUUAUAGUUCACAACAUAAUGCAAUAUUUAUUGAAAUCCUUUAUAAAAUCACCUUUCUAUAACCAGUGACAUAAAGACACAUAUAAGUUACAUGACCAUUCUAUAUUACAUGAAAAUAAAAAUAAAAAACACUAAAUAAAAAUAAUGCUAAAUACAUUAUCUAUAAAUUGGGAACAAGGUGAAAUUUAAUGGCACUUAAUCAAGUGUAGAGCUUGCAGGCAAAUCAGGUUCUAGACCUGCGAGUGGGUGUGCAGUCAGUCGUUCUUGGUGCUCUGUGAUGCAGCCCCGUUAUUCUCUUUAGAACUAUUGGAGCUCACUCACAUGUUCAUUUUUCUAUAAUCUUAACAUGAUAGCUAUUCUGGGUUACUAGUUACAACAUCUCUUAUUUUUGCGGAUUUUAUACAUAUAUAUGUAUCUGUGUAUAAUGAAUAUAUAUACAUAUAUAUACAGAGAUACAUAUAUAUUACCAACUAUAUAUACAUAUGUAUAUUUGUGUAGGUGAUUUUAUAUGAAGGAGUGUAUGAAGGUGUGCUUGUGACUGUUAUAAUAGAUUUUUUUAAUUGCACAAUUUAAUGGAAUUAACUCACUGUUGCAAACUAAACUGCAGUAAAAUGACUAAUCUUCCAUGGUAUGAAGUAAUUUCAGUCAAACUUAUUGGUUUCCUCCACCAAUAUGUUCAGUUAUUAUAGAAAUACCUUUCCUGUAUAAAAAGGAUAACAUACAUAGGUUAAAUGUAAUGAAGAAAGAUUCAAAUCAAAUGUACAGUAAAUGUUGAAGAGAAUGUAAAUUAUUUAUUAUUGUACCACAUCAAAUGACAAAUGCUAAUCUAGGAGUAUAUAAAACAUUCAAACAAAAUUUUUAUUGAUUGGGCCAAUGCAUCCUAUUGUUAACUAACGAUUAUAAUGGUAUUGUAACUCAGGAUUUUAAUGGAAAAAUAGUCUUAAAUUGAAUGAUUUAUUGAAGUCAUACAUGUAAAUGUAGAGUUCUGUAUAUGAAAGUAUACUUGCAGAGUGUAUAAACCGCUGCAAUUUUAUAGUGGCUACUAAUUUUAUGGUUUAUCCUCUUGAAUUUUAAAUCUAUAUACACACACAUACCUAUAUUCCAUUAAAAUAUAGUCUCUUCUUGACUGGUAGAGGUAGGAAACAAUGCUUGUGGCCCAAUCAUACAUUUGGCUGAGCAUAACAUUACGUUGGUAGACAGAUAAACACUAAAUUACAAAUUUCACUAGGAGAAACCAUUCUAAAAAUCAGUCUCCAAGAAACACUGAGGCUUGAAUGAAACCUGAUGUAGCAACAUCCUUGUUGUCUUGUCAACUGUAAUUUUGAUUAAAGUGGUUUUAACACAAA